Molecule: messenger RNA, 384 nt
Organism: Melampsora larici-populina 98AG31
Lineage: Eukaryota; Fungi; Basidiomycota; Pucciniomycetes; Pucciniales; Melampsoraceae
Exons: 4
Coding region: 1-384 (127 amino acids)
Source: RefSeq, a predicted model, not a curated record
AUGAACAACGACAUUGUAUGUGGCAGAAAGGUUCAUGGUUAUGCAAUUGGAAUGUAUAAUGAUUUUUCUCGAGAUGUGUAUGUUAUGGAACCUGGAAGUGUUCCAGAUUCACUUCUCCGAGCUCAAGACAAGGCAAACAGAUUACAAAGACCACCACAUGACCCACAAUUGACUUCUUUUCAUCCUACUUUGACAUUAAAACGUGGCUUACAAUUUGGAUUGAGUUGUGAAAUCUGCGGGCGAGACUUUGAGAAUCAAACUAGCCUUGUAACCCAUCGAAAAGCCGCUCAUCAAAUUGCAAACAGUUUUGAAUGUGAAAUUUGCAACAAAGAAUUCAAAAGUUUUUCUCAGGCUCGAGAUCAUUCUUGCAAAACUCAUUACUAG